UUACACAAAACAAAAAGAAGCAGCAAAAAACAUUCAAGUCAUUUUGCAAAAAAAAUUAGAAUCAGUUGCAAAUUUUUGAUAUUUUUAUAAAUCUAUUAAUUAAAAACAAAUUUAACAUGGUUUUCGGUAACAAUUGGAUGGAUGCUGCCCACAGCACUGGCACCACCAUUAUGGCUGUUGAAUUUGAUGGCGGUGUGGUUAUUGGUGCCGAUUCCCGUACUAGUACUGGUGUUUAUGUAGCCAACAGAGUUACCGACAAACUUACCCGCAUUACUGAUAAAAUCUAUUGCUGUCGCAGUGGUUCUGCUGCUGAUACACAAGCCAUUGCUGAUAUUGUGGCUUACUCUUUGAACUACCACGAAAACCAGACCGGCGAUGAACCUUUGGUAGCUGAAGCUGCUUCUGAGUUCCGUAAUUAUUGUUAUAAUUAUCGUGAUUCGUUGGUGGCUGGUAUUAUUGUGGCCGGUUGGGACAAAAAGAACGGUGGUCAAGUUUAUUCCAUUCCUUUGGGUGGCAUGUUGAAACGUGAACCCGUGACCAUUGGAGGUUCUGGUUCCAGUUACAUUUAUGGUUUUGUGCGUGAGUUCUUCAAGCCCAACAUGAAGAAAGACGAUUGUGUUGAAUUUGUUAAAAAGGCUGUAAGACAUGCUAUGUAUCAUGAUGGUAGCUCGGGUGGUGUAGUACGUAUUGGUAUCAUUACUGGAGAAGGUAUUGAGCGUAAAGUUUUCUUCAAUACCGAAACUGGAGAACCCUUGGUUUCUGGCCAAUGAAAUUUUAAUUAUAAUCAAUCCACUUUUGUAAAAACAUAAAAUUGAAAUAAUAAAGAACUGGAAAAGGGCUUCAAAGAAGCUAAGAGUUAAAAAACAGAA
Molecule: messenger RNA, 869 nt
Organism: Calliphora vicina (urban bluebottle blowfly)
Lineage: Eukaryota; Metazoa; Arthropoda; Insecta; Diptera; Calliphoridae
Gene: Prosbeta1
Product: proteasome beta1 subunit
Exons: 3
Coding region: 117-770 (217 amino acids)
Cellular component (GO): proteasome core complex
Molecular function (GO): threonine-type endopeptidase activity
Source: RefSeq, a predicted model, not a curated record